Lotus japonicus is the source of this 2757-nucleotide messenger RNA. RefSeq names its product WD repeat-containing protein PCN-like. The record is from RefSeq and is a predicted model, not a curated record. The transcript is spliced from 11 exons. Bases 184 to 2577 code for a protein of 797 amino acids. NCBI's taxonomy places the organism in Eukaryota, Viridiplantae, Streptophyta, Magnoliopsida, Fabales, Fabaceae. Gene Ontology annotation, biological process: meristem maintenance; meristem growth. Gene Ontology annotation, molecular function: protein binding.
AACAAACCUAACUAUGGCCGCCAUGUCAACCCUAUUCGUUCUUUCCCUAAUAAUUAUUCCUUCUUCUUCUUCUUCUUCUUCUUCCUCCUCCGCCUUCACUCCUUAGACUCACCACCGUGUUCUCUGCUCUGCGUGCGGUGCAGUCUCUCUCUGUCUCCAACAACCACCACCACCACCACCACCAUGGGCACCAAACUCUACAAGAUCAGCUCCAUAGAUUGGAAACCUUCACCCGUCAUAGCCCUAGCCACCAGCCUCGACGGCCUUCGCGUCGCCGCUUCACGCCAAGACGGUUCCUUAGAGCUCUGGCUCGUUUCUCCUGGCUCCAUCGGUUGGCACUGUCAAUUGACGAUUCACGGUGACCCUAAUCGGAGAGCUUCGUCGCUUAUUUGGUGCCCUGAUGUCUCCAAUGGGAUGCAGUGUGGUCGGUUGUUCUCUUCCAACAUUGAUGGCUCGGUUACUCGCUGGGAUCUUUUCCACUUGAAGCAGACGACGGUGCUAGAUUCUGAUGGCGUCUCGAUCUGGCAAAUGGCUGCAGAGCCGCUGAAAAGUGACAUGCCAAAUGAUGAGAAGAUGGGUGAUCAUAUGGGGAAUGGGUACGUGAGUGAAUUGCAAGGUUCGGAUGAGCAUGAGGACAGUGAAAGUGAUUCAGGUUCUGAUUCAGAUUCUGAUUCACCCAAGCAACCUGAGUAUCCACGUGUAGCGAUUGGUUAUGAUGAUGGGGCUGUGAGAAUUUAUGCCAUUUCUGAUGCUGAUGAAUUUAUAUAUGUAAAGUCCUUCCGUCGGGUCAAAGGACGGGUUUUAAGUGUGGCUUGGAGUACAGAUGCUAAAUUCAUAUAUUCAGGCAGUAGUGAUGGGAUAAUACGGUGCUGGGAUGCUGUAUUGGGUAAUGAAAUCUAUAGAAUUACAGCUGGACUUGGAGGUUUGGGCAGCGGACCGGAGCUCUGUAUAUGGUCAUUAUUGUCUUUAAGGUCUGGGACACUUGUUAGUGCAGACAGCAGUGGUAGCGUCCAGUUUUGGGACAGCCAACAUGGAACUCUAUUGCAAGCUCAUUCUUUACACAAGGGAGAUGUUAAUGCUCUGGCAGCAGCCCCUAGUCAUGAUAAGGUGUUCUCUGCUGGUUCUGAUGGCCAGGUUAUUCUGUAUAAGCUGUCUGGUCAGUCAUCAGCAUCUGAGGAUAGCAGUUCCUUGAAAAUGAUGAAGAAAUGGAUCUAUGUUCAUUAUAUAAGGGCUCAUACCCAUGAUGUCAGAGCCUUGACUGUUGCCGUACCGAUUAGUCAAGAAGAUUCUUUGCCAGAUGAGAGGAUUAAAAGAGCUCGACGUGAGGGAAAGCCCAUUGAAUAUAGUUACCAUAAGUGGGCUCAUUUGGGAGUUCCGAUGCUUAUAUCAGCUGGAGAUGACACAAAACUCUUUGCAUACCCUGUAAAAGAAUUUACAAAGUUUUCUCCGCACGAUAUCUGUCCCGCGCCUCAGAGAACACCCAUUCAUCUAGUGCAUGAUACCGCCUUCAACCAAUCACCAAUGCUAUUGGUCCAGUCUUUACAUUGCAUAGAUGUUCAUUUGCUGCAACUAAAAGAUGUUCACACAGCUGGAGCCUAUGCGAAGACUGAGAUACUUGCCCGAGUGAAGAGCAAGGGAUCUCGUAAGAUAAUUUGCAGCUCCAUUGCUAAUUCUGGGGCGCUUUUUGGGUACUCAGAUCAUGUGAAGCCUAGUCUUUUUGAAUUGAAGAGGAGUGAAGGUGGGAAAAUAACAUGGAGUGUUAGUAGAAGGAAACUUCCUCAGAGAUUACCAUUUGCCCAUUGUAUGAUUUUUACUCACGACUCCUCUUGGUUGAUUGUAGCUGGGCAUGAUAGGAAGAUAUAUGUUGUGGAUGUCAGUUGCUCGGAACUAGUGCAUACUUUUACACCCUCUCGUGAAUUGAAAGACGAAGAAUUACCUCCAACCGAACCUCCUAUAACAAGAUUAUUUACUAGUUCGGACAGGCAGUGGUUGGCAGCCGUGAACUGCUUUGGGGAUAUAUAUGUAUUUAACUUGGAGAUACUAAGGCAACACUGGUUCAUUUCAAGAUUAGAUGGUGCCUCUGUAACAGCUGGUGGGUUUCUGCCCCAGAACAACAAUAUUCUGGUAGUUACGACUUCCUCAAAUCAAGUGUAUGUGUUUGACGUUGAGGUCAGACAAUUGGGAGAAUGGUCGAUGCGGAAUACAUUUGUUCUUCCCAGGAGAUACCAGGAAUUUCCUGGUGAAGUUAUUGGGCUUUCAUUCCCUCCCUCAGAAACUUUAACGGCAGUUGUUUAUAGUUCCAGGGCAAUGUGCUUCAUUGACUUUAAGUUGCCUGUGGAGCAAGAUGAUAGUGAGAUGCUACUUACUCAGGAUUCAGUGGGUAGGAAUAUACAAAAUUUGAAUGUUAAGAAAAGGACUAAAUAUAGGAAGAACUUCGAAGUGGUGCCAUUAGAGAAUCCUGUUUUAUUUUUAACCCAUAUUAAGAACAAUUCCUUUUUUAUGAUUGACAAACCCUGGUUGGAAGUGGUCAAAAGUUUGGAAGCUUCACCCGUCCACAGACAUAUUUUCGGGUCAUAAGCUACCUGAUAGAAAUGUUCUCAGCUUGAUGGAGAUGCAUCGUGGGGAUAAAGGGGUCCCUUUUUUGUUUUACUUUCUGUAUCUCCAUGGCUGGGAUCCAGAAUCAUGUAUUGUGUUAUCAUAAUCAAUUUUGUUCCAUUAGUGAUAGCUUUACUAUAUAAUUUAUUUUUUAUUUGCACA